Messenger RNA from Saimiri boliviensis boliviensis (Bolivian squirrel monkey), 1295 nucleotides. RefSeq lists its product as uncharacterized. The record is from RefSeq and is a predicted model, not a curated record. Lineage: Eukaryota; Metazoa; Chordata; Mammalia; Primates; Cebidae. Gene Ontology annotation, cellular component: keratin filament.
CACACUCACUCACUCACACCUCCCCCAGCUCACCUCCUCCACACCCCAGCAUGGCCACGUCCACCAUGUCCGUCUGCUCCAGCGCUUGCUCCGACUCCUGGCAGGCGGACGACUGCCCAGAGAGCUGCUGCCAGCCCCCCUGCUGUGCCCCCAGCUGCUGCACCCCGGCCCCCUGCCUGACCCUGAUCUGUACCCCAAUGAGCUGUGUUUCCAGCCCCUGCUGCCAGGCUGCCUGUGAGCCCAGCCCCUGCCAAUCAGGCUGCACCAGCUCCUGCACACCCUCGUGCUGCCAGCAGUCUAGCUGCCAGCCAGCUUGCUGCGCCUCUUCCUCUUGCCAGCAGGCCUGCUGUGUGCCCAUCUGCUGCAAGUCCGUGUGCUGUGGGCCCACUUGCUGUGAGACUUCGUUAUGCUGUCAGCAGUCUAGCUGCCAGCUGGCUUGCUGCACCUCCUCCCCCUGCCAGCAGGCCUGCUGUGUGCCCGUCUGCUGCAAGUCUGUCUGCUGUGUGCCCACCUGCUGCAAGUCUGUGUGCUGUGUGCCCAUCUGCUCUGGGGCUUCCUCUCUGUGCUGCCAGCAGUCUAGCUGCCAGCCAGCUUGCUGUACCUCCUCCCCGUGCCAGCAGGCCUGCUGUGUGCCUGUCUGCUGCAAGCCCCUCUGCUGCAAGCCCCUCUGCUGCAAGACCGUCUGCUGUGUGCCCGUCUGCUCUGGGGCUUCCUCUUCAUGCUGCCAGCAGUCUAGCUGCCAGCCGGCUUGCUGUACCUCCUCUUGCUGCAGACCCUCCUCCUCCGUGUCCCUGCUCUGCCGCCCCGUGUGCAGGCCUGCCUGCUGCGUGCGCGUCCCCUCCUGCUGUGCCCCCGCCUCCUCCUGCUGUGCCCCUGCCUCCUCCUGCUGUGCCCCCGCCUCCUCCUGCCAGCCCAGCUGCUGCCGCCCGGCCUCCUGCGUGUCCCUCCUCUGCCGCCCCGCGUGCUCCCGCCUGGCCUGCUGAGGCCUCUGCUCAGGCCAGGAGUCCAGCUGCUGCUGGGCACUUCCCCCAGGCCCAACCAGGCUCAGGUCUUGAUCUGGCUUAGGUGGCUGCCCCCACCUGGGGACAGGUCCCCAUGUCUCCCCUGUGCUGAGGUGACCACCCUCCUUGCUCCCAGGAGCCCCAUCCUCGCUGCUCCCCAGCUGCUGCCUCCCAGCACUUACCCACCUGCCUGCUGGGCCCCCGUCCUCCCUCCCAGCUUCUCUGUCCCGGGUCAUUUGGCCUCGACCUGAGCCUGUCAGCACCUCUUCCUGCUCCCAAUAAACUCUCCUUGGU